AUGGUACUGGUUGAAUUUUUGUUACUGUAUCUUUUCUGUUUUGUUGUUUUAGCUUGUCGUACGGAAGACACACAUCAAAUUGGGCUCCGUAUUAUUUUGAUGGUGGCUGAUGAUGCAAGUUGUAGCUCUAGAAACCCGAGACCAGCAACAAUCUUCAACAAUCCUUACAGUCGGGUAAAUUUGUAUGGCGAAGAGAUAGAGAUUGAUUAUCGUGGUUACGAAGUUACUGUAGAAAACUUCAUUCGUGUACUAACUGGGCGUUUACCUCCUUCGACACCUACUUCUAAGCGCCUCAAUACUGACGAGCACAGUAAUAUCCUAAUAUAUAUGACAGGCCAUGGUGGUGAUGGUUUCCUUAAGUUUCAAGAUGAUCAUGAACUUUCUAACAGUGAACUGGCCGAUGCGAUUGAACAGAUGUGGCAGAAACGUAGGUAUCAUGAAUUACUAUUCAUUGUCGAUACAUGUCAAGCUGAAUCAAUGGGCAAGUUGUUUUAUUCGCCUAAUGUAGUAGCCAUCGGUAGCAGUGCUAUAGGAGAAGAAUCAUUAUCUCUCCAUUCGGAUCGCGAAAUUGGGACCUAUGUUUCUGAUCGAUAUUCUUACUAUGCGUUUCAGUUUUUGGAGUCUGUUACUCCUUCGAGCAAAAGAACAUUGUAUGAUUUUUCCCAGUUAUGCUCUUUCUCAUUAUGUCAAUCAACUGUUAUCACUCGAUCUGAUUUAUUUAGACGUGAUAUACGUCGCGUACUUGUUACAGAUUUUUUUGGUAGCGUGCGUCAUAUAAUCCCUGGACCAGUUAUAGAAAUUAACAAUUCCACUUUGUAUGAAAACAAUACAUUAAUUAAACACUGA
Schistosoma mattheei is the source of this 846-nucleotide messenger RNA. The record is from the annotation of a GenBank genome assembly. Lineage: Eukaryota; Metazoa; Platyhelminthes; Trematoda; Strigeidida; Schistosomatidae.